Messenger RNA from Arabis nemorensis, 765 nucleotides. The record is from the annotation of a GenBank genome assembly. Lineage: Eukaryota; Viridiplantae; Streptophyta; Magnoliopsida; Brassicales; Brassicaceae.
AUGGAGAUCUUUCAAUGGCUCUUCAAGUUAGGAAAGGCACCAGGGAGAUCAGAGUUCUGUUCAAUCAAUGAUCAUGAACCCACCACCACUCUAACAAAUUCCGAAAGAACAACGUCAUCAACAAGAGGAUCUAAACACGAAAAACAGAGGAAUUACAGAGGAAUAUGGUUAUGGUGUAGAAGAGAUGUAGCUGAGGCUUGUUUCAAUAGCACACUAACUCUAAAAAGCCUAAGCAGUUUUAGAAGAGAACAUUUGUGUCGCGCAAUGGCAAAGGUAAAUGCACAAGGACAAGGAGGAGAAGAAGUGAUAUCGAAAAGGUUCGAUCGAAAAAAGGCUAUCAAAGUCUUGGAACCGGAGAAACAUGAAGAAAGCAAUAAAGAGAAGGCGAAAAGCGAGCAGAGCAAAGCUAAGGCCACACUCUCAAGGAUGAAAGAGCUCAUCAGAUGGGCUGCAGCAGCCAAAUCUGAUAAAGCUGUCAAAUUCUUUACCCCUAAUAAGAUAAUGGAGUCAAGAAACCGAAGAAAGUUGAAGAUGAUGAGAGAGGUAAAUGAAGAAUCAAAAAGAAUGAGUAGUGAAUCUGCAAAGAUAAGUUUGAGAUGGGAGAGUUGCGAGAGUUGCACAACACUGUCUUCCUCUGAUCACAUAUCUGUAGUUUCUUCACCACCAAUCGUAGUUUCCUUGGGUCCUACGUCAGUCUACCGAUGUCGAUCUAGGAAAGGCAACUGGAUCACUACUGAUUCUGAAUGUAAGACCACAUUAUUCUAA